Molecule: messenger RNA, 1931 nt
Organism: Salvelinus sp. IW2-2015
Lineage: Eukaryota; Metazoa; Chordata; Actinopteri; Salmoniformes; Salmonidae
Gene: irx1a
Product: iroquois homeobox 1a
Biological process (GO): neuron differentiation; regulation of transcription by RNA polymerase II; cell development
Cellular component (GO): nucleus
Molecular function (GO): DNA-binding transcription factor activity, RNA polymerase II-specific; RNA polymerase II cis-regulatory region sequence-specific DNA binding
Source: RefSeq, a predicted model, not a curated record
AUCUGAGAGAUCAGGCUGAGACCUGGGGGCAGGCACAUCAGUUGGAGCUCAAUUGUUGAUGUGAUCACAUCCAACGGUCUUGCAGCGAAAGAGAGCAGCUGAGAUUUAAAGAAUAGCAGAAGAACCAUUGUGAUCUAUUGCUGCUGUGCUUCCUGGUCACUUUCUCUUUGACUUCUUUACGCUUCGGUCUCGUGUUCCGACGUGUUUUGGCAUACGACUCGGCGCAGAGGAUGUCUUUCCCCCAGUUGGGCUACCCUCAGUACUUAAGUGCUCCCAAGCGGUGUACGGCGGAUCGGCCGGGGGUCCUGACUCCGUCGUCCCGGGGGGAGCUCUGACAUAGCGGGAACCAGUCGGCUGCUGCCGCUGCAGUCACCUCGGUGUUGGGCAUGUACGCAAACCACACUGCACACAACUACAGCGCGUUCCUGCCUUACAGCGCAGACUUGGCUCUUUUCUCUCAAAUGAGCUCCCAGUACGAGCUGAAGGACAGUCCUGGCGUCCAUCCUGGCAGCUUCGCGGCCCACACCUCGCCAGCUUUCUACCCAUACGGCCAGUUCCAGUACGGGGAUCCGGCCAGGCCCAAGAACGCCACCCGGGAGAGUACCAGCACGCUGAAGGCCUGGCUCAAUGAGCACAGGAAGAACCCCUACCCCACCAAGGGAGAGAAGAUCAUGUUGGCCAUCAUUACUAAGAUGACCCUGACGCAGGUKUCCACCUGGUUCGCCAACGCCAGGAGGAGRCUGAAGAARGAGAACAAGGUGACGUGGGGAGCCAGGAGUAAAGAGGACGAGGAUGGAAACAUCUUCGGGUCGGACAAUGAGGGAGACGCGGAGAAGAACGAUGACGAGGAGGAGAUCGAUCUAGAGAGCAUCGAUAUAGACAAGAUUGACGACAACGAUGGAGAUCAGAGCAAUGAGGAUGACGAUGAUAAACCGGAGGGCAGAGAGCGACACCGAGAACUGGAGAGUCUGGAGAAACGGCGGGCCUUCGCCCUGCAGCACGAGGCCUUCGACAAAUGUAAGAACUCCAUUUCCUCCGGGAAUGACCUUUCUGACAGCAACACCGGAGUUGUGUCCCCGGACAGACAGGGAACUUUUCAGCUCCCAGUGAACAAUAAGCCUAAGAUCUGGUCGUUAGCUGAGACGGCUACCAGUCCUGAUAGUUCUGUCAAGUCCACCUCUCCGUCCGGCCCUACCGGUCACACCCCGCCUCAGAUGCAGCACCCAGCUUUCCUCCCCUCUCACGGACUAUACACCUGUCAGAUAGGCAAGUUCCAUAACUGGACCAACGGAGCUUUUCUGGGGCAGAACUCUCUGCUGAAUGUCCGGUCGUUUCUAGGAGUUAAUCAGCACCAGCACCAUCAUCAUAACCUCCACUUACAGACCCAGCAGCUGCAGCAGCAGCAGGCCUCGGUGUUGGUGUCGCCUGGAGCCUCGCCACAACUCAGCCCCAAGCACAUAGACCGUGAAAACGUUGUAAGAAGUGCCUCUCCUCCAACGCAACUUCUGAAGUCCUCAUUCAGACCCCUUCAUGAUGGCCCCAGGACUCAGCAAGAAGCCUCGCAGCUGGUUCUAACUGCCCUCUCCUCGGCUUGAUCAACACAUUCUGCCCUGGGGAAAAAAAGACUUUACGCACUCAGAAAAGGACAAUGAGAAAUAACUUAAUUCACCGUAGCAUUCAGAGCAAAUGGCUAAUUUGAUAUAAACUCCUGUGGCAGGAUCUCGUCUAUUGUUGUAAAUAAUGCGCCUGUUAUUCCCUGCUCUUUACCCUGGGACGUUUGGUAGGCUUUUCCUUUUGUCUUUCUUCUGUUGGGUCUUCUGUUCUGUACAUACAGUGAUUUACAUGUGUAAAUAGCGCGUGACGACAUUUGUUCAGAUCGUAUAUUUUGUCUAAUAAACUAAAUGAAAUUAUCGAGGAAAUCAAAGAAUAUA